Elaeis guineensis (African oil palm) is the source of this 3716-nucleotide messenger RNA. RefSeq names its product brassinosteroid LRR receptor kinase BRI1. NCBI's taxonomy places the organism in Eukaryota, Viridiplantae, Streptophyta, Magnoliopsida, Arecales, Arecaceae. Gene Ontology annotation, biological process: protein phosphorylation. The record is from RefSeq and is a predicted model, not a curated record. Gene Ontology annotation, molecular function: protein kinase activity; ATP binding; protein binding.
GGACUCUCCCUCCCUAUCACGCUGGACCUCCAUUCCACCAUUAAUGGCAGAACCCAGACUCUAGAAACCGGAAACUUCACUACUAUAAGAAGAAAGCUUCCGUCUCUACAUGGAUUCCCUCCUGCUUUCCUUCCUUGUCCUUUCCGUUCUAUUUCGCCCAGGAGCUGCGUCUCCUUCGGAGGAUUUGGAGCUUCUCAUCUCCUUCAAGGGCUCGCUCCCCGACCCCAAGAUCCUCCCGAGCUGGAGACCCGGCGGGAACCCUUGCUUCUUCGCUGGCGUCUACUGCAAGGGCUCCCGCGUCGUCGCUGUCGCCCUCGACCGCCUCCCCCUCAGCACCGACCUCCGCUCCGUCGCCUCCACCCUCUUCGCCAUGGGAUACCUCGAAUCCCUCUCCCUUGCCUUCGUCAACCUCACCGGAACCAUCGGCUCCGCCGCCGGUUUCCGCUGCGGCGGCCGCCUUACCGGGCUCGACCUCGCCGGAAACCGCCUGGUCGGGUCCGUCGCCGACGUCUCGGUUCUUGUCACCUCGUGCGCGCGUUUGAGAUCCUUAAAUCUCUCCAGCAACGCUGUUGGGACCUCCACCGCCGGGAAUGCCCCCUCCGGCGGCGUAUUCCUCCUCCAGACUCUCGACCUCUCCUUCAACAAGAUCUCCGCCGAGACCGACCUUCGGUGGCUCCUUUCCGGCUCCGACAUCAAGCUCUUGGAUCUGGCUGGAAACCAGCUCUCCGGCAUGAUUCCGGCCAUCCCCAACUGCUCCGCCCUUUACCACCUCGACCUCUCGUCCAACCAUCUCUCUGGCGAGAUCGGCGCCGGAAUCUUUAGCCAAUGCCGGAAUCUAGUCUUCUUGAAUCUGUCCUCCAACCACUUUUCCGGUUCUUUCCCCGGCGAUCUCUCUUCUUGUUCCUCUUUAGAGUCCAUCAGCCUCUCGGGCAACAACUUCUCUGGAGAGUUCUCCGUAGAAGCACUCACCUCCAUGCCCAAUCUUAGGAGAGUGGAGCUUGCCUUCAACAACCUUACCGGAAGUCUUUCUGAUUCAGUCUCAAAUCUUGUAAAGUUAGAGCUACUCGAUCUCAGCUCGAACGGCCUAUCAGGGCCGAUUCCCUCCGGCCUCUGCCAAACCGGUGGCCCCAGCUUAAAGGAGCUCUAUUUACAGAACAAUGCCUUCACAGGCUCCAUUCCAGCAAGCCUCGGCAACUGUUCGAUGCUCGUGUCCCUAGAUCUCAGCUUCAAUUACCUCACCGGAACCAUUCCGUCCUCCCUCGGGUCGCUCUCCAAGCUCCGUGAUCUGAUCAUGUGGCAAAACUUGCUCCAAGGCGAGAUUCCGGGUGAGCUAAGCUAUAUCCAGACCCUGGAGAAUCUCAUUCUCGACAACAAUGAGCUCACCGGUCCGAUCCCCGAUGGCCUCGGAAACUGCUCCAGUUUGAACUGGAUCUCCCUCUCGAGCAACCACCUUAGUGGCGAGAUCCCCUCCUGGAUCGGCCGGCUGAACAAACUUGCCAUCCUUAAGCUCAGCAAAAACUCGUUCUCCGGCGCCAUCCCGCCGGAGCUCGGGGACUGCAAGAGCCUGAUAUGGCUCGAUCUUAACAGCAAUAGAUUGAACGGGGCAAUUCCGGGAAGCCUCGCCAAGCAAUCCGGCAAGGUAGCCGCCGGUCUGGUCACCGGGAAGAGGUACGUGUAUCUGCGGAAUGACGGGAGCAAGGAGUGCCGAGGGGCUGGGAACCUGCUCGAGUUCGCCGGCGUCCGGCCAGAACAGCUCGGCCGGCUGCCUAGCUGGCGGUCCUGCAACUUCACCAGGGUCUACAUGGGGAGGACCCAGUACACCUUCAACAACAACGGCUCCAUGAUCUUUCUCGAUCUCUCCUACAAUGAGCUGGAGGGCCAGAUUCCAAAGGAACUCGGGAGCAUGUACUACCUCAUGAUCUUGAAUCUAGGCCACAACAUGCUCUCUGGUCUCAUCCCGCCGGACUUGGGGAGCUUGCGGUCCGUUGGGGUCCUCGAUCUCUCCCACAAUGCUCUUGAAGGUCCAAUUCCAGGUAGCUUCUCUGGCCUCUCGAUGCUUUCAGAGAUUGAUCUCUCCAACAAUAAGCUCAAUGGGACCGUCCCUCAAGGGGGUCAGUUGGCGACAUUUCCCCAAUACCGAUAUGAGAACAACUCAGGCCUUUGUGGUUAUCCUCUCCCAUCUUGUGACAAGAAUCUUACAUCGAACUCAAGCAGCCAGCAUUCAGAGUCCCACCGACGGCAAGCCUCUGUUGCAGGGAGUGUGGUGAUGGCAUUGCUCUUUUCCCUCUUCUGCAUCUUUGGCGUCAUCAUAAUCGCAGUUGAGAGCAGGAAGAGGCAGAGGUGGAACAAGAAUAAUAGCGGCCGUACCCGAGAUCUACACAUCGAUAGCUUGUCUCUAUCGGGCACCUGGAAUUCCAGCUGGAAGUUCACAGGGACAAAGGAAGCCUUAAGCAUCAGCCUUGCCACAUUCGAGAAGCCCCUUAAGAACCUCACUUUGGCUGAUCUCCUCGAAGCCACCAAUGGCUUCCACAAUGACAGAUUAAUUGGUUCCGGCGGAUUUGGUGAUGUUUACAAAGCCCAGCUCAAAGACGGCAGCGUGGUAGCCAUAAAGAAAUUGAUUCACAUUAGCGGGCAAGGUGAGAGGGAAUUCAUUGCCGAGAUGGAAACAAUCGGUAAGGUCAAGCACCGGAACCUCGUUCCCUUGUUGGGCUACUGCAAGGUCAAAGAAGAACGCCUUCUAGUCUAUGAAUACAUGAAGCAUGGCAGCCUAGAGGAUGUGCUGCAUGACCGGAAGAAGGAUGGGAUCAAGCUCAACUGGGCAGCCAGGAGGAAGAUCGCCAUCGGAGCAGCCAGAGGCUUAGCAUUCCUCCACCACAGCUGCGUUCCCCACAUAAUUCACAGAGAUAUGAAAUCGAGCAAUGUCCUUCUCGAUGAGAACUUGGAAGCCAGGGUGUCGGAUUUCGGAAUGGCAAGGCUGAUGAGCGCAAUGGACACACAUUUAAGUGUUUCCACACUAGCCGGAACGCCUGGCUAUGUUCCACCGGAGUAUUACCAGAGCUUCCGCUGUACCACCAAAGGGGAUGUGUACAGCUAUGGCGUGGUCCUGCUCGAGCUCCUAACUGGCAAGCAGCCCACGGACUCGAUGGACUUCGGGGACAGUAACUUAGUCGGAUGGGUCAAGCAGCACCCAAAGCUUAGGAUCAGUGAUGUAUUCGAUCCCGAGCUUCUAAAGGAAGAUCCCACACUGGAGCUGGAGCUGCUGGAGCAUCUAAAAAUUGCUUAUGCUUGCCUGGACGACAGGCCAAUGAAACGUCCCACGAUGCUAAAUGUGAUGGCAAUGUUCAAGGAGAUACAGGCCGCAGACUCCACUGCCUCAGCUGCUGUUGCAUCGGUGCACGGAAGUUACCAGAUGGCCGAUAUUAGCAUGAAGGAAGGCAAAGAGGAGAAAGAUUGAAGGAUGGGAGCAGAUUAGAAAUUCCAGAAGUCUUCAGAGAGGAAGGUGAUGGACAUUCAUUUAAGAAACUCCCUGUUAUCUCUUUCACCACUUACCAUGUCAAUGGUAUGACAAUUUUUUCAUGUAGCUCCACCAGUUAAUGUAUCAUAUAUAAAUAUCCAGGAUCGCUUUAUAUGUUAUAUGCAUUGUUCAAGAUUUGUUUUGUGCUGUACAGAUAUGUGGUUUUUGUUCAUUUCUAUUUAUUUUGGUUCAAUUUAGUGAA